Messenger RNA from Triplophysa rosa, 3790 nucleotides. RefSeq names its product vascular endothelial growth factor c (gene vegfc). The record is from RefSeq and is a predicted model, not a curated record. The transcript is spliced from 7 exons. Gene Ontology annotation, biological process: sprouting angiogenesis; positive regulation of protein phosphorylation; vascular endothelial growth factor receptor signaling pathway. Gene Ontology annotation, molecular function: chemoattractant activity; growth factor activity; vascular endothelial growth factor receptor 3 binding. Gene Ontology annotation, cellular component: membrane. Bases 439 to 1632 code for a protein of 397 amino acids. NCBI's taxonomy places the organism in Eukaryota, Metazoa, Chordata, Actinopteri, Cypriniformes, Nemacheilidae.
ACAGUCCGUGCGUUCACGAGCACUGUACGCGAGUCUUACCAAAACACGUUUGAUUCGGUUUGACUGUACGGCGAUAACACGACGCGCGUGCAGCGACUCUCUUGAUAUUUGGGAAAUGUGUGUAGCAGCGAGCAGAGAGGCAGGCUGGGGAAAACGGAGAGGGGGAGGAGAAGAAGCCAAAGAAACGCUGUGAAAUUGCAUAAAACAUGCCAUUGAGCGCUCAGCUCACUUCCACACUCGUCUGUCUCCGCGCGGACUGGAUGUUAAGAGUUUACGCUGCGUUACAUGGACCAGUAUCUCCUCAGCUGCUCCUUUUAACAUGUUGGAUGUAUGCGUUAUUUUAAAGGAGAGCGCGUUGUAGAAACCGGCUUUUGAAAGCCGAAAAGGAGGAACUUUGAACAGACUCUGUCCAGACUUCAGAGGGUUUUUACAACUAAAAUGCACUUAUUUGGAAUUUCUGUCUUCUGUCUCGCAUUGCUUUAUGCAAACCUUGCUUUGGAGUCAAGUCACGACUAUUAUGAUUAUGACCAAGAUCAAGGAGAUAUCCUGGAACAUACAGAGCCAGACCUGGUGGAACAGUUGCGUUCGGUGGGCAGUGUGGAUGAACUCAUGAGGAUAGUUUACCCCAACUACUGGAGCAUGCUGAAGUGUCGUUCCAAAACAGGAGCUCGCUUCCCUCACAGAGAGCCUGGCUCCACAGAAACAAGGUCGGAGGAGGCCUCCUUUGCGGCUGCUUACUUCAACUUUGAAAUACUUAAAAGUAUUGAAACAGAGUGGAGAAAGACCCUGUGCAUGCCACGCCAAGUUUGUUUAGAUGUGGGGAAAGAGUUUGGGGCAGCUACAAACACCUUCUAUAAACCACCCUGCGUGUCUGUCUACAGAUGUGGGGGCUGUUGUAACAGUGAAGAACAUCAGUGCAUGAACAUCAGCACUUCCUACAUCAGCAAGACUCUGUUUGAGAUCACAGUUCCUCUCAAACAAGGGACCAAGCCAGUCACCAUAAGCUUUGCCAACCACACUUCCUGCAGCUGUCUGUCAAAACUGGAUGUGUACAGACAACGACACUCAAUCAUACGAAGAGCCUUACAAGAAUGUCAUGUGGCAAAUAAAACAUGCCCGAAGACACACAGCUGGAGCAAUCGCUUAUGCAGAUGUGUGCCAAUGCCUGACACUCUUCUGUUAAAAACACAUUCUGAGUCGUUUGAGCAGGAUUUCUGCGGGCCAAACAAGGAGCUGGAUGAAGAAACCUGUCAGUGUGUCUGUCGAAAGCAGCUGAGAACAGCAGGCUGUGGACCAAACCGCUACCUGGACAAGAACACCUGUCAGUGCGUGUGCAAAGUGCAGCCCUCCUCCUGCGGGCCGCAGCAGAGCUUCAACAAGGACACCUGCCAGUGCACCUGUGCCAAGGUGUGCCCUAAGAGUCAACCCCUGAACCGCACCAAAUGUGUGUGCGAAUGCACAGAGACCCCUAACAAGUGCUUCUUAAAAGGGAGGAGGUUUCAACCGGCCACAUGCAGUUGCUCCAGAGCACCAUGUACUGUGGAUCCCAGGAAACGGAGAUGUAAGGAGAACGAGUAUUUCAGCGAGGAACUGUGUCACUGUAUACCCACAUACUGGGGGAGACUGGAGUAAAGACGGGCAACGGGGUAGGUUGAGGCGCUGAAUGCCAACGGAGAUGCUGGCAUGUGGAGCAGUGCUAAUAUUCGGCUGCUGCUUAUCUGACUCACAUGUGCCAGUCACGUGGACUAGCACGGAGUAGGGAUUCGUCAGUGGGACACAAGAAAUGUCCAGAUAUCAAACAUGGAAUGCAGGACCAAUAGAGAUGUCUAAAGGCUGGAGCCAUGUUCUUCUCGUCGUUUUAAAUGUCUAUUCGUUAUUUGUCAGAUUUUGACUAUAUAAUUUAUUGCCAUGAAACAUUUUGAAACGCCCUUAUUCAUAGCAAUUACAGAUCUCUGCAAAGAAAAACACUGUGAUCGAUAUUUUUGUAUCAUGUCGAGUCCCGUAAAAUAAAAUAUAAAGUUGUAUUAUAUAUUGUUAACUUAUUUAUAAGCUAGACUAUCUUAUUGAAAUAAUACUGCACACGUUUCAAAUGUAUUCAGUUUUGACUACCAAAUAUAUGCACCUAUCCUGAUUCAAUUUUAUCAGACAAUUCAAGCUGGUGGUAAUAUGCACGACUUGUCUUUUUUCGCUGGAAACGUUGCUUGUUGACAAUCGAGGACACCAGGACUCUGCAGCAGUGCAUUCCAGUGGAACAUGGAGAAACUGUGUGAUUUUAAGAGGACAAAUGAUUUUAAAGUCUGGAUAUGGACCAAUAACAACUAAAAACGGGUGCUACAUGUAUGCACUUCCAUAAAUUAUGUGCUGUGCAUUUGGACGGAUUCCCAGCCUACAAUCGAAUCCAGACUGCCUCUUUUAAUAGAUGCAGUAGAAAGUGUGAUGUUGGUGUGCAGAAUGGCUUUUAAGUUUGGAGAUCAGUGGCCUUUUUGGACAUUAUGGCCUGGUCUUGUAUGUAGUGUGCAAUGUAGUCAACAAGCGUGUCAGUGAGUGGCCGAGAACUCAGAAUGGAUGUUUAAAUACAAGUAAUGCGAUUGGCCCAGAUCCACCUCAUAUCCACCCAUGACACUGUAAAUAUAAUAAAUUACCUCUGCCUCCAUCCCGGUCUUGCUUCUGUGUCUGCCAAAUAUGUGCGUGUGAUUUUUCACUGUUUCUCAUUCCAGAGCAACCCCCUGUAGCUCUUAAUCUUCAUAUUGUAAUCUCCCAUAAUCUUCAAUCACUGGAUGGAAUAUUUCAGAAAUGUACUCGACUCUAAUCCAGCACGUCUUUUGUUUUCUAGAUUAUUCCUACAGCAGGUUGCCUCGUUUCUUUGUGUUUUAACCCCAACCAACACACACACACACACACACAUCUCCGCUUCUCUGUUUCUCCAGGGAAGUUCAGAUCUAAGGUCGCAUCACUUUGCAUCUGGAUUACAUUACCCCCCACCCCCAGCAUUGCAUAUACUUAGACAUGCAUAGAUGUUAUACAUUAAAACUGUGCAGCGUUUAUCUGUUUCCAGCUGAAAGUAGGCUUUCCCUGUAGCCUGGUUUGCAGCAGAUUGUACCAAAGCCAUCUGCAUCCGCCGCACAAUCCCAAGAGAGACCUGAUAAAAAUAACACGUGCGGACUCACCGUGAAAUAACUAAAAACAGCCACCUGGUGAGUGGAUGUGAAUAUUUUAGAAGGUAUUCUAAAAUAUUCAUAUUUUCAUGUCUGGCCUGAUUUGACUUGGCUUUUUUCACAGCACUAAAUGAAGAUGAGGUUUACAUUUCAACAUCAACUUUGGAUUUGUGUUUGGUGCUUGUUUUGGUGUAUUCCAAUGAAAUUGAAACUAAAACAAGCACAGACAGUAAAUGAGUGGUUUAUUGUGUUAACCUGGCGAGUUUUGGACAUUUCUUACAGGGAUAGUUCACCGGAAAUGAAAAUUCUCCUGUCAUUCCAAACCUAUAUGACUUGAAUAUGUUGGAUAUUUUGAGAAAUGCCAUGUAAUGGAAGUCUAUGGAGGGCAAUUUUGUUUGGUUACAAACAUUCUUCAAAAUAUCUUUUGUAUUAUGCAGUAGAAAGAAAGUCACACAGGUGUACAGAACAAACAAAAAUAUGUGACCACUGAAAUGCAGCACAAAGAUGAUAAUUAUUAUAUAUUAAAAAAACUGUGGUAGUCAACAAAUGUCAAUAAGCAGAAAUAUAUUAGGCUGCUCUGUUAUGCUGUGUGUGGUCCUGAAAACUUCAGCCACAUGUGAUCAAAUAAAUGAAGU